Molecule: messenger RNA, 507 nt
Organism: Staurois parvus
Lineage: Eukaryota; Metazoa; Chordata; Amphibia; Anura; Ranidae
Source: the annotation of a GenBank genome assembly
CUCACUGAUAGCCCUACACAGGGAGAUGUGUACACUGGAGCUACAGUGUUAUCUUCUCUCCCAGCACUCGCUCUUGCUCCCAGUACUCCCACUAAGGAGUCCUCUCCUGCUGUGGUGAAUGGAUUGGAGGUAUCUGAGCAGCAAAGAUCUUGGCUGUAUCUGGAAGAAAUGGUGAAUUCUUUGCUCACCACUGCACAGCAGUUGAAGAACUAUGUGGAACAAGCCAAAAAUGAGGUAGCAACUGCCUCCGAGAGAAAGGAGUUUCCAAGUCAUUUGUUUCAGCAGACGGAAGAAAUUGAUGGGAAGCAUGAGAUAUUACUUAGGCAGUCCUGUGUUAACUGCGGAAGAGAAGCCCUUAAUGAAUGUACUGGAUGCCACAAAGUAAAUUACUGCUCCAUCUUCUGCCAGCGCAAGGACUGGAAGGAUCACCAGCAUCUUUGUGGCCAGACCCCCACCCUGUCUGUCCAUUCUGAGGAUGUACAUGUCACAGAGAAGGAUCCGGUCUGA